AAUUAUAGAUUCAUUCAGUGGUAGCAGCGCCAGUGCUGUUCCGACUCUCGAGUCGGGAAGAUUAUUUUCCUAUUCUUUCGAUAUUUCGUUUAACCAGACAUCUAAAUAUAAAUGUGUAAUCGCUGAGGAAAAUUAAAACUAUUCGUCACCUAUCUUCUUCCGUUACCAGGCUAGCCAGGAAAUUUGGCAAUUUCAAUUGUGCUUCGAGGAAAGGUUAUUUUUAGCAGUGCUUCGAGCUAUUUUCGAGACGUGAGGUGAAAGUGGAAGUGCCUUUUCAGAGAAAGUUUCAUAGGGGAUUUCUUCCCGGUGGUCACCGAAUUACCAAAACUAUUUCGAUACAAGACUGUUAUGCUGAAAGUAAUAUAACUCUGCACAAAAUGUUGACAGUAAUGUGUCCAAACUGUCGUCACCGGUUUCCAGCUCCAGGUUGUUGUGAACCACAAAACUUAGACAAAAAUAAUGGUUUAAUUCACCCAACAACCUGUUAUUAUGGUGGUCUUCUGGUUCCUAAAGGAUAUACCAGUGGUGGUGGCUGUUUUAUAAAUGCUCCUACUAUUAUUCAUAGUCAGCCCAUUAUUAAUUCUUUUAAUCACCCAUCUGCGGCAUUUGAUUUACAAAAACCAAGAAUUGAUAAACAAAAAGAUAUUUUCGUACAAAGAUCUGAGAAAGAUACUAAUAGACUUCAUGGAUUUCCAAUAUUCAAUCAAGAAAUUGAAAAAAAUCAGAAUUCUGGGAGUCAAAUCACAACAAGCUGUGACUUGGCAGGAGGUAGUGUAACAAUAACAACACCAAGCAUACAAUCUGGAGGUUGCUUAAUUCAAAGUACAGACGCUGGAAUCCUUAUGCAGACACCGCACAUGGAAAUCCGUCCAAAAUUAUCUGGUGGUGGCUGUUUUGUACAAAAAAUGUUAGCAACUGAAAAUCAAGAAGUUCCAAUUGCACUUUCGGAACAAAAAACUCAACAAGAAAGUACAGAACGAGACAGUAGAAUGUUUCUGUUACCUCCAAGUGGGUGUCAAGAAUUACCCGGGAUUCGAAGAAACAUCUUACCUCAGAAAACAGAUGUAGAAACUACAAUAGGAAAUUUUAUGGGAGGCAGUAGUGAAGAAAAAUUAAAUUUCUCUAAUUUCCAAGCUAAUACUGUGCCUGCAAUGCACACUCAACAAACCAAUAAAUCUGAUAAAAACGAGCAAAGAGCAGAACCAGGAAAAAAUUUCAAUUGCUGUUGCAGUCAUAUGAAAAAUCUUUAUCAUGUCAAAUCAAACAAUCCUCCUCCAGUGACAGAAAAUCGUAAUUCUGUACUUUUAGAUUCUAAUCCUGGAGUUCAAAUUCAAGUAAAUGCUACGGUACAACUUCCUGCAAGUUUAGGCCAGUGUACAGUAAACAUUACAGCUACUACUACAAAUUCUCCGAAUUCUGUGUCAAGCAUAGCUUCAAAAACUAGAAACAAUUUUAAUGGUGGAGGUUUGGUACAAAAAGCUGAAGUUGAAGACAAUGAAGAACACUAUGAAGAAAGAAGAGACAGAACACCAACUACACCAGUCUCAUGGCUUAUGCCUUGUCCCUGGAGUUUCGAUAGUUAUGUGAUCGAUAGAGAUGCAGCUAGACUUUGCGAAGUCAAAAGACUUUUACAAACAUGUGGAUGGUAUCAUGAAGGUCUUAGUUGGCAGCAGAGUGAAAACUUAUUGAAAAAAGCUGCAGUGGGACGAUGGUUAAUGAGGGACAGUUCGGAUAGUAGAUAUACAUUUGCUAUAUCUGUACAGACUGCUAGGGGACCUACCUCUGUUCGAGUUCACUAUUUUGUAGGACAGUUUCGGUUAGAUGCCGAACCUAGACUUGCUUUUGCUAUCCCACUUUUUGAUUGUCCAAUCAAAAUGUUAGAAUAUUACGUGGAGUAUUCGAAAAGUGUUGAUGAACAUAGGAAAGAAGUUUGGGUAGACUAUAGUGGCCAACUUUAUAGCGAGAUUUAUUUGACAAAACCUUUAGUUAAGGAAGUUAGGUCUCUUAGUCAUUUAGCUAGACUCGUCAUUAAUAGGUACAAAUUGCCUACAGAACACAUGCCACCACUCAUUAAAAAUUAUCUUGCUGAAUAUCCUUAUACUCUUUGAAAAAUAAUAUUUAACAUGUUUUUCUGAUUCCUGGAUGAUAAAACUUUAAAGUUUAUUUAAAAUAAUACGUCAAUAAAUUAAUUAUGAAUUACUAUAUCGGAUUAAUAUUUAUUUUCAGCAUUUCAUUUAAAAUUUUAUUUAGCAGAAAUAAAAUGUUUAGUAAAACAUUUUAGUUUCAUCAAUUAAGUACAAAAAAAAUUACAGAAUAAUAGUUCCAGAAAUCAGAAUUACUGAAAAAUAUCUUUAUUUUUAUACAUUCUAUCGUUACUUCUAUCGAAAUUUGUAUGUUCGAUGUAAUACGAAACACAUGGUAUAACUAGUAGAACACCGAAGGCUACAAUUUCAUAAAUUUGAUCAACAAUUGAGGACAGUGGGCCAUAUUUGACAAAAGAAAUACGAAACGAUAACGAUUUUGAAAGACGAAAGUGUGUAUAAUUGCUUUCGUAGUCAGCAAAGCAUAAUAUUAAACGAUUGAUUAUUCGACCGAGUUUUUUUAUCGUUUAGAAUCUUCAUGAAGAACAGGGUACCAUUUACAUACCCUGGUUGGAUUAAACUAAAUUUUACACGGUUUUUCAAUCAAUAAUACUUAGAGGAACAAUGUGGUCUUAAUUUUUCGAUAGCAUUCUCUAGCAACUCGUUGCAGGAAAAAAUUAAUUGAAAAUUUUGUAUUAUUAGCAUAAAUAUUAUUAUUUUAGAAAGAUAAAUAAACAGUUCCAAAUUAUUCUUUUUAUGCAAUAGUUUAACAUGAAACUCGGUCGUUUUUGAUAUUUCGUGGGCAAUGGUUGGCAAUGUGUGUUUAUAAUUGCAAAUCAUUGCUCUGCACUGAAACUGUUCAAGAACAGGAAGCAUGAUAUUAAAUCGGCUGCAAUGAAGGAAUUAUAAGGCAGUAUUAGAAUUUAAAGCAUCGAUUUGACUCUUCAUUUCCUAAUAAAAGUGAUAACAUAAUUACGUUAGCAAAUAAUGUUUGCAGAAAUUAUUAUGAAUGAAAGUAUACAUAUGUAUAAAAUAAUUUCAUAAUGUGAAAAAUUUACAAGUGAAUGUUAUUGAUACAAUUUGUGAAAGUACAUCUAAACCAGCUUAAGUGACCGACCUACAGACGAUCAAGCAUACAUGUUUUAAUAAUUGUACUUGUACAAACAUUUGAAUGGUGUUUAUACAUAAAAGUUGCUAAAGUAAUUGGAAAGUAAUUGAAUAGCUUUCAUGUGUUGGAAAGCCAGCUUUUAUAAUUGUAAUAUCAUCAUAUUGUAUUCCUGAUACCUGAUUAUGAUAAAUAUUAAAUAUGCUUGAUUGCCUGUGAACUAUUUUAUUAAAUGUAGUUUACUAUUAAAAAGUAUUGAGUGUAAAGAAAGGAAAAAAUUUUGAAUGUAACGGUCGUCAUCGUAUGUACAAUUUGAUAACCGAAAGGAUAAAUAUUUCAUAGUUAGGUUUUAUAAAAGAGAAAACUUUUCGGAUGAAAAAGUCAGUGGUUUCAGAAACGAAGAGUUGAACUUUGCAGAAGAAUCAAACGCUAAAUUAAUUUAAUUCUUGUUAUGUAUUAGCAAAUUUCUUCAAAUGUAUGUGAGCGUAUGUAAGUAUGAUCGCGCGCGUGUAAUAGAAGCAAAUUUAUGAUGUGUGUAUGUAAAAAAAUACCUUUGUAUGCGUAUGUAUAAAAGUAAGGAGGGCGAUCAAAAUGUUACAAUACCUACAGUCGAUAUAUUUUUCUAAAUAAGAAUCGGCGGCCUUUUCAAAGUAAACAGAAUUUUUCUAAUAGGAAAUAUUAUAUAGGGUGUUUCAAAAAUCGUUCCCUCCGUAAAUAAAAUUAUUCAAUGAAAUUGCAUUAGUAAACACUUUUGCUAUAUUACAAUGCUGCAUUUUUUAAUAAAGUUCAUUACUUUUUAAUUGGGGCACCCUGUAUAAAUUAAUACAGAAUUGCUUGUUCAUUGUCUCUAUAUUAGAGAUGACUUUUUAACUUUAAUCGGUAUAUCUACCCUUCGUAAACAGAAUAUUCAAUACGAAAGGACUACUUUCUGUAUUAGUCAUAAAUAAUAUUUAUUUUGAUAUUUAGAAGAAUCUUAAAUAAAAUUGUUUUACGAUUAUAUAUAUAGUAUACAGCUUAAAACACUUAUAGUAAGCUUUGAAUUUUUAGAAGCUCAAUUAGUAAAUUUUAAAAGUAAUUGCGGGCAACGGGUAAGAUCGCUGAAUGUUUAACAAUACUACAAAUAUUAUGUUGUAUAAUGCAUUUAUCGUAACGGCCCGAAUAACCUUCGCGGUAUUUUUACUAACAUUAUAGAGCAAAAUUAAGUAUUAAAAGGAAUGUAGAAACUGUCAUUACAAGUUAAAAAUUCAAAACCAUACAAUAUUGUGAUCUUGAAUAACUCCGAAUCUCAAUAUUUAUAUGGAAGGUAUACCUAUUAUUCUACUUUAGUAAGUAUCUACAGGAAAAAACAUCGGUAAACAUACUAUAUAUAUAUGAAAUUCAAGAUCACAAUAUUUAGAAUAUUAAUUUAAUUUUUGCAUUAAAUAUAAUUUUAGAAAUAACUGUCUUUAACUAAAGAACUUAAAAUUAUUGAUGAAAGGUAAGGUGUCCUUAUUAAAAUUUAAUGUUUGCUCUAAAAUUUUCUGUAUUUAAUAUUUUCCAACGUAAAUACUCGGAAGUUGUAUUGACCGUUACGAUGAGUUUUCAUUAGUAGACGAAUACAAAGAUGUAGUGGAACAUGAAUGUAAGGAAUGUUAAACUAUUAUUAACAACGUCGUAUAGAAUUGCACUUUUUCCAUUAAGUUACCCUUUUAACACUACCUUUUGCCUGCAUACAUGAAACAGCCCAUAUUGCCUACCGAGCGCUAGUUAUUAAUAUUUUACAAUUUUCAAUACUUCUGCGCUAUUUCGUAGCUGGAUUGCGAAGGGUUAGCUAAUUUCGAUUUUUCCAAUUCUAAGAGUCGAAUCGAAGGCGUGUUUAUCGUUGAAAACUGCCACUCAGCAAAUUCUGCGAUUUCGAGUUUUAUAUUGCGAUUAUAACAAUGUAUAAUAUGACACGAGUUAAGUUAUUAAAUGAUUAUUUAUUACCAGUAA
Molecule: messenger RNA, 5157 nt
Organism: Nomia melanderi (Alkali bee)
Lineage: Eukaryota; Metazoa; Arthropoda; Insecta; Hymenoptera; Halictidae
Biological process (GO): intracellular signal transduction; phosphatidylinositol phosphate biosynthetic process
Cellular component (GO): phosphatidylinositol 3-kinase complex
Molecular function (GO): 1-phosphatidylinositol-3-kinase regulator activity
Source: RefSeq, a predicted model, not a curated record